AUGGCUUUCUCCAAAGUUCUUGGAGAAACACAAAAUACCUGCAAAGAAUUGAAGUGUGGGGAUAAAGGCCCGCCUAUCCAUUUCCCUUUCAGCCUCAAAGAUAGGCAACCAGAUCACUGUGGCUAUCGUGGGUUUGCUGUGUCUUGCAAUGAGAGACAUCAAAGCACAGUGUCAAUGACUUUGGUUUGGCAAAGAACAGUGUCAAUGACUACAGCUAUGGGGACCAUGGGCUACAUUGCACCUGAAGUGUUCUCCAGGAACUUUGGAAAUGUGUCCUAUAAGUCAGAUGUGUAUAGUUUUGGAAUGCUACUGCUUGAGAUGAAGAGGGAGAUGACCUACGAAUCCAUAUGGGUGAAAAAGAAAGAUGGUAAAAUUCCAAACAAACUUGCAAUUGUAGGACUCUGGUGCAUCCAAUGGUAUCCAGUCAAUCGUCCUUCAAUGAAAGCUGUGAUUCAGAUGCUGGAAAAAGGAGAAAACUUAACCAUGCCUCCCAAUCCUUUUGCCUCUACAGGUGCCGCACAAACAAAUGCGAGUAGGCCUGCAAGAAAUCUUAAAAUUCAGUUAGAAGCAAUUCCUGAGUUGGAGUAA
Molecule: messenger RNA, 588 nt
Organism: Prunus avium (sweet cherry)
Lineage: Eukaryota; Viridiplantae; Streptophyta; Magnoliopsida; Rosales; Rosaceae
Source: RefSeq, a predicted model, not a curated record